AGACGACGCGGUGACGUCGUACGUUGUUUACGACCGAUCAGCUGCUGCCUCACUUAGCUUUAGCUUCAGCUGAUGUGCUCUAACAAACAUAAAUCCAGCGAUAGACGGGCAGUGAGCAUGCAGAAAAAAGUAGAAUAAUAAAAAUGGUCCUGAACAGUUAAGGAGACAGUGAUGCCAUAGAGGAAGAAGCCACUGCCAAGUCUCCUCCAACGAGGAGGAGAAGUUUCCUUUAGAAAUGGCGACUGAACUUCACGAGGCUAUUUUCAUGGCCAAGCAGGAGCGCCACAAAAACCUGUAUCUUAACUACAGGAAUCUGAAUAAUUUCCCCAUAGAGCUGUUGAAGGAUGAAGGCCUGCAGUUUCUGGAGAGGCUGUACAUGAAGAGAAACUCCCUCACUACACUGCCUGACAAUCUUGCUCAGAAACUCCCAAAUCUAAUUGAACUGUAUUUGCACUCAAACAACAUAGUCAUUAUUCCAGAAGCUAUUGGAAACUUGGCCAGACUGCAGUCAUUGGACCUGAGUAAUAACGCCCUCCAGCUCCUCUGUCCAGAGAUCGGCCGACUGAGGUCUCUACGGCACCUGAGACUGUCCAAUAACCAGCUGAAAUGCCUUCCACCAGAGAUCGGUGAUCUGCAGGAACUGGAGACUCUGGACAUAUCGAUGAACCAGCUGAUGUCUCUACCAGAUCGGCUGCACCGCUGCGUUUCUCUGCAGAAUCUGACAGCGGACCACAACCAAUUAAGUCACAUUCCUCGACAGCUCUGCUGGCUUCACCGUCUCAACCAGCUCUCCAUGGCUGCCAACCGGCUGACCUUCCUACCGCUCGAUCUGGGCAGAUCACGGGAGCUGCAGUUUGUAUUUGUGGACAACAAUGUGGAGCUAAAAGGCCUUCCCUCAUACUUGUAUAACAAGGUCAUCGGCUGCAGCGGGUGUGGUGUGUCAGCCCACGUAUUGGAGGGUGACCUGGGUGAGGCGCUGGGUGAGGCGUUGAGCGAGGCUUUGGUCGGGCUUCCGGCUGAAGUGAAGGUGGUGGGCUCAGUGACGGAUAACGUGGUUCCCCUGGAGGAGCUCGCAAUGAGAAGCCUGCACCGUAUCUACCACCACCGGCAAACAGAUCUCAACUUGCUGCCUCCCAUCAGCCUCCCAAAGAGCCUCCUAGAUCUGCUGCGGUUCCCCCUGGGACACUGCCACCGCUGUAGUCAAGCCAUCUUCACCAUCAUCUAUCCCAAACUCUUCCCUCUCCGUGACACCGCACUGGCAGGAGUGCACCGCAGGACAACUGUGAGUUUUGUGGCCUAUUGCUGCUCCAGUCACUGCCUCCGGACCUUUGACCUUCAGGGUUGACGUCAUUAUGUUUUGGUACAUCUCCGGUACACUUUCGCUCAGGAGCUGCUGAGUGGUUUCCAGAAGGUGACAGAUGAUGGUUUGUGUGUAUCUUGAAGGUCGGUUCACGUCAGGAACGCCGUGCUUGAUUGACAGUACUAAGAAGCGCAGAGAAGCAGCCUGUGUGGAUGUUUGGUGGGUCACAUGAUGGACACGAACGACAAUUCAACACACUUAAGUCAAAGACUCAAACCUACAUGAUGUUCCUGAGACUAAAUGGGAGGAUUGUAUUCCUGUGUGUGUGUGUGGUGGGGAUCAAAAUAAUAACUGCUGUGUGUGAACAUUGCAUCUAUGUGCUUGUUCAACUAGCUCUGUCUAGAAACUAACAGUAUUAGACCUGAAGUAACUUCUCACAAACGGGCACUUUUUAAGAACAAGCACUUCAUUUCAUUUUUGUGAAAUCUGUAAUUUUUUCACACAGAAGUUUGCAGCAGACACAUCCCAUUGAUUGUGGAGUCAUAUUUGAGGUAUUAACAUUUUAUGGUACAGUUUGUUUUACUGAUUACUGAAGAACAUUUGAAGUGUGAUGAUUAAAAAAAAAAAAAGGAAGUGUAGCAGUUGGAUAAUAAAAUAAAGUGUCAUUUAAAACUUUAUUUCACUUUGUAAAAUUUGCGGGAACACAAAGGUUUCUGUCAUCAUCUGUAGGAAAUAACAUUUGCACACUUGCUGAUGCUUUUGUGUUAAUGUUCAUUACUAUGUUGUAUAUUUCUUAUUUAUCGUUUGUUGGAUUGUGUUGGCAGUAAAUGUUUGACUCUGGAGUGGAUUCAUUGGAAGGUGUUAAUGUGACCACCGCCUGUUUUACACUCAGCUGUAGAAAACAACACUUUACUGUUAUGAGCUUUUCAUAUAAAUACUUAACACUGGUCACAACAGAG
Larimichthys crocea (large yellow croaker) is the source of this 2259-nucleotide messenger RNA. It is a transcript of the gene lrrc28, whose product is annotated as leucine rich repeat containing 28. Bases 236 to 1345 code for a protein of 369 amino acids. Gene Ontology annotation, molecular function: protein binding. The record is from RefSeq and is a predicted model, not a curated record. NCBI's taxonomy places the organism in Eukaryota, Metazoa, Chordata, Actinopteri, Sciaenidae. Gene Ontology annotation, cellular component: cytoplasm. The transcript is spliced from 10 exons.